Messenger RNA from Cylicocyclus nassatus, 1185 nucleotides. The record is from the annotation of a GenBank genome assembly. NCBI's taxonomy places the organism in Eukaryota, Metazoa, Nematoda, Chromadorea, Rhabditida, Strongylidae.
AUGGUGGUGCAAAACGACAGUUCUUCUCCCACUGUGCAAGCAACAUCCGAUGAAAGUGUAGAUAUUCUCUUGGCACCUCCGAUUUCAUCCAAAUUGAUAGAUAUAAGACAAGAUAUCAGGAGAAGGCCUGUAGAUUAUGCCAAAUACAAAAUACAGCAAACGAUUGGCGAGUAUACGGUGACCUGCGAUCGAGAUUUGGUGUCAUCCCGAGCAAAAUAUCUCUAUAAUGAAGAAGGCUUGGAUCGUGGAUUAGAUGAUGUGUCAUAUGAUCUCAAUCAAGGAUUCGACGCUUAUAUGGAGAAUGAGAAAGACAAAUAUGAAAGGAGACAGCUGGAAGAAAAUUAUGCCGAUGAAAGACUCGAUAUUUUUUGGAAGUGGAUUAUUACCACCAUUGGAAUGGAAGCACCCAAGGGAAGCUCUGCAAAAGAAGUACUGCAUGAUGCUGACAUUGUAUGCUGUCGUGGGCUAUUGAAACGAAUAGCACUCACUGCGUAUAUCCACAGUGAAGAUGAUUGGGAAUUUUCUGCAAUUCGUUUUAAUAACGUGGUUUUUCUUUGCGAACAAGAACGUUAUACAAGCUGGCAUACCGAAUCAAAAGAUCUGGUGCCGUACUGGUAUCGUGGUCUCAAAUUUGAGCAAUAUAUGACAGUGAAUGAGUUGAAUGAAGAGCCGAGAACAAAUGAGCCUGUCACUCGUGAAGAGCACGUGGCAGUGUUUCGCUCGACGCUGGGACUCGAGUGUGGGAACCCCCUAAAACUAGUCUUCAACGGGAGUGUUGAUGCAAUCAAAUCAGACGGGAAGAUGGUGGAGUUAAAGACUCGCCGUUAUGCUCAAAAACAUCAUUUUGCCAAAGAUUUCUCAUGUUAUUUGCAAUCGUUCUUAGUGGGUAUUGCUGACACUUACGUGGGAUAUCACCAUGAUGAUGGAAUAGUCACAAAGAUUGAACAUGUCCCAACUUGGAAUCUUCGAUUCUCUGAGGACGGGAGGAGUGCCUCUGCAAAUCCAUGCAUGCAUUUACUCUUUAAUGUGCUAAAUUCGAUACGGUCAGCGUUGCAAAAUGAUGGCGAAGCUUGCAAAGUCCGUCACGGAUCAGGUCGCCAAGAAUUCACAAUCCAUUCAGCUUCAUUAGCCGAAGUAGAUUUCUUCAAAAAUACUAAGUUCAGAGAACAUUUUAAUUUGCUUUGA